Mercenaria mercenaria is the source of this 3733-nucleotide messenger RNA. Its product is annotated as atrial natriuretic peptide receptor 1-like. The transcript is spliced from 25 exons. The record is from RefSeq and is a predicted model, not a curated record. Gene Ontology annotation, cellular component: membrane. Gene Ontology annotation, molecular function: ATP binding; protein kinase activity; guanylate cyclase activity. Bases 115 to 3084 code for a protein of 989 amino acids. NCBI's taxonomy places the organism in Eukaryota, Metazoa, Mollusca, Bivalvia, Venerida, Veneridae. Gene Ontology annotation, biological process: receptor guanylyl cyclase signaling pathway; cGMP biosynthetic process; protein phosphorylation.
GGAAUUUAGAAUUUUGAAAAUUGUACAUUGAACUGGACAUCGUUUGGAAGGAUUUAAGGAUAAAUGGAAUAAUGAUUAUGGCAUAAAGGAAUUUAUAACUGAAUAUUUUGUUUAAUGGCCGGAUUCUUUCAUGCAAAUAUUGUUUGGAAAGACACCCGAUUACAGUCUGAUGGAGUGGGGAACGUCGUCGAUCUGGUCAUGAAUGAAAAUGUUGACGUAAUAUUUGGUUCACCCUCAUCCAGGGUUACUAUACCAGCAGCACAUCUAACUUCCCAUUGGAAUUUUCCGCACAUUUCAUGGGCAGCAAACAGUUAUGACUUAUCCGACAAGACAUUGUUUACCACGUUUGUCCGAACAAUCGGGCCUCUCAGCGAAACUGGAAAGUCACUCGUAACACUGUUCAAAAUAUUUGAUUGGAGCAGAAUUGGUUUACUGUACAUAGACUAUGGGCUGUGUUUAUAUAGUGCUACUGGUAUCAAAACCCAGUUUGCGGAAGCAAAUCUGACCAUUAUUCAAAGUAUAGCGUAUCCAUAUAAUACGAUCAUAAAUGAUGUCGUCAUCGACGAGUACCUGAAACAUAUCAAAGGAACUAGCAGAAUAAUAUUCAUAUGUGUUGAUGGCGACCUGAGGCGUUUCAUGAUACGGGCGUACAAAAAUGGAAUGUGUAAUGGGGAUUACCUUUUCAUCUACACAGGGCUUGAUACACCAACAAUAUCUGUGUGGAAAAAUGGAGACUCAGAUGACCCUAUAGCAAAGAAAGCUUUUAGAUAUUUGUUAUACAUAACAACUGCGAUGUGGGUUGGAGACGACGGUAAGAAACGAUUGGAAGAGUUUAAUAUUGAAGUGAUUGAACGCAUGUCUGAACCGCCGUGGAACAGUACAUACGCGAAGGACAACGGUAUAGAGGCAGGCUCCGGAGCUCAGAAUUUAUACGAAGCCAUGUAUCUUUACGGUCUGUGGUUAAAUUAUUCUUCGGAGAACAAUAUUAGUAAACGUAACGGUCGAGAAUUGCUCAAGUUCACGAAAGAUCUAUCGUUUCCAGGGAUCUCUGGACCGUGUGAUAUGGGUUUAACAGGGGACAGGAUUCCUUAUUUCUGGAUCUAUCAAUUUGUUGGAGAUAACAGUGAACUGGAAAUCGUUGCUCUUUCAGAAACCAAAGUGAAGAAAAUAACGGAGAUUGGCAGAUUUAAGUGGUACACCUCUGAUGGACGUCCACCUAAAGAUAUCCCUAUCUGUGGAUAUUUCAAUGAAUAUUGUCGUGAACAUGAAACAGAUAACACAGUGGUAAUAGUCGUUGUAUGUAUGUGCGUUAUCAUCCUAGCGGCCUUGGCAGUUGCUUCUGGAUUUAUUGUCAGGAGACGCAAGAUGGAAGAAGAACUGUUAUACAGUGUGUGGAAAGUUAAAGUUGAUGAUGUGGAACUGCAGAAAUCUAAAGUUGGCUUCGGAUCCAGGAUGAAUAUGAAGUCCUUGACAGCCAUACAGGAGUCCGCGAAGGAUAGUGAGUCUCAUCGCAGUUCUAGAUCUAUGAAUGACAUGAAUGUAAACGCGGAGGUUCUGAUGACAACCGUUGCACUUUUCAAAGGACAGACGGUAUGUGUGAGAACGGUUCGCAAGCAAAGUGUUAUUGCAAAGGAAGAUCUAUACAGUCUGAAAACGAUGCGUGAGAUGAUGCACGAAAACAUCAAUCCAUUUCUUGGAGCCUGCUUUGACACGCCGUCACCUUUUAUGUUAUUUCUGUACUGCCCAAAAGGAAGUCUACAGGAUGUACUUGAAAACGACGAAAUCAAGCUUGACGCAACUUUCAAAUAUUCUUUGACAAUGGACCUAGUUCAGGGGAUGAUCUAUAUACACAACUCUAAAUUGUCCGUACAUGGGCGAUUAAAAAGUUCGAAUUGUCUUGUGGACAACAGAUGGAUGCUAAAGAUAACAGACUUUGGUCUUGACCGGUUUUUGGAUCACAAUGAACAAGAUAGUACGGAGGACCAUCAGAAGUACAAAGGAAUGUUAUGGACAGCACCGGAACUACUGGAAAACAGCAGUCGUAUAAAAACAAAAGAGGCGGAUGUUUACAGUUUUGGAAUUAUUCUGCAUGAGAUUUUCUACAGAAUGGGAACGUUUGCAGGCAUAAGUCACAUGACAGCCAAAGAUAUUGUUGGAAGGGUAAAGAAUCGCGAGAAUGACCCUUGUAGACCGGAACUCUUCACUGACAUUCAGGAAGUGUCGCCAGAAGUUAUCAAAUUGAUGCAGUUAUGUUGGCUUGACAACGAAAAUGAAAGACCAUCUUUCAAUAUUAUCAAAUCUUUCAUAAAGAAAAACAUACAGCAUGGAAAGAGUUCCAAUAUAGUGGACAUAAUGCUAAAUCGACUGGAGAAAUAUGCCAGUAAUCUAGAAGAACUAGUAGACCAACGAACUCAACAACUAAUGCAGGAGAAACAGAAAACAGAUAAACUUUUAUACCGGAUGUUGCCGCGGAGUUGUGCUGAUAAACUGAAGCUCGGGGAAAACGUGCUACCAGAACUGUAUGAAGCAGCUACGGUGUUCUUUUCGGACAUUGUUGGUUUCACCACACUUGCUUCUAAAAGCUCGCCGAUGCAAGUCGUUGACCUUUUGAAUGACCUUUAUACCUGUUUUGAUGAUAUAAUUUCAAGCUACGACGCUUAUAAGGUAGAGACUAUAGGUGACGCCUAUCUUGUUGUAAGCGGAAUACCAACAAGAAACGGAGAUCUCCACGCAGGGAUAAUUGCUGACAUGUCUAUCGAUAUGAUUGCCGCUACUGGGAAGUUUAAAAUAAAACACUUACCGGAUGAAGAAGUCCAAGUUCGUAUAGGCAUGCACACUGGACCAUGUUGCGCAGGUGUGGUAGGACUGUCGAUGCCAAGAUAUUGUCUGUUCGGCGACACCGUCAAUACUGCAAGUAGAAUGGAAUCUAAUGGCUCAGCGAACAAGAUUCAUCUCAGCGAAACAGCCCAUAAAGCAUUACAUUUACUGGGAGGAUACGAGACCUCUUUCAGAGCUGAAAUACCAAUCAAGGGUAAAGGGCUGAUGCGGACAUACUGGCUGGAAAGUUCACCUAACAAAGGUUAAAGGACCAGCAAAACACCAACAUUCACACUUAAUCUAGAACUUAAUUUUAUAUUACAAAGCAUAUCACAUUUAUAUGAUAUUUGAUAUGAAAAAUAGCAGCAGAGCUUUGUAAAUAGCUACAUGGAAUAUAUUUCAAUGUAUGUACGUGUCUCAUAAGCCAUCUUGGCUGGUCCUUUCAGUAGAGAUGAAACUAUAAUAAAACAAACACUUUACUUUACUUUUGCAGUAUCCAAAACAGAAAAAGGAGGAAUAGUAUCUCCAUCAAAAUGUAGAGACAUAGAAUUAUUUGAUGUCAAGCAAGUAAUUGUUAAUGUCAUUAAAUUAAUAGAAGUUUGUAUCAUUGUUGAACACAGCGCAAUGAAAAACUAUCUCAAUAACAUAUUGGGAAGAUCGAAUAUCAGUACCAUUUUAUAAUAGUAUGUUCAAGUUACAAGAACUCCGUUUAAAAUUCAUUCAACUUUAUCAUUAUACCAGACCAAGUAUAUACAAAUCAGUUGAAUUAUUCCAGUCGAACAACAUUAUGUGUAUUCUUGAAUAUUUAGGAAAAUACAUUAGCCUAGGUAGCAAACUGAGACACCAGUCGCUCCUUGCUUUAUUUGAUACAUCCAUAGUGCAAUUGACUUUGUUUUCUGAAUGCAUGUUUGAGUUC